CAUCUUUAGUUUUCUAAAGUUUAAUUUAUAAAUUUACAGUCUAGAAUUACAUUUGCUGAUUUACGAACCGCAAUGACAACAGGAAUUAAAUUUGCCAAAAAAGCGAAGGUUACCAUGUCGAUGCGCCAACAAAACACGGACAGUGAGGAGAGCGAAAUAGCAUCGGAUAAUGAUCAGCAUAUAUCCGAUGAGGAGUACCCCGUUUCCGACGACUUCGAAGAGGAAAGCCAAAAUGAAGCCAACGCAGAUGAAAAUCAGCCAGCUGCUUCCAAAUGGGCUCUUACGAUGGCAAAAUACCUCCGGAAAACCGCCGACGCUCCAAUUCUGUCUAAAGCAACAAAAGAUGUCGAUGUUGAGCGUAAACGCAAACAAAGUAAGUCUGCCAAUCAGUUUGAAGUUGUCGGUCAAACGCAAGAAGAAACUAAGGAAGAGAAACCCGGAGAUUUGGCUAUAGCACAGGAAUUGCUACGUCAAAGGGCAAUAUUGAAAAAAGAACGACAGAAGGAUAUUCUAGGAUUACGGGUAAGACCUUCAAUUGGAGAUUUUGAGCGCGAACGCGCGUUAAAAAAAAUUGCCACCAGGGGUACGGUUCAAUUAUUCAAUGCCGUUCGUCAACAACAGCGCGAUGUAAAUCAGAAAUUACAGGACGCCGGCAAAUUAGAAUAUAAACGAGAAAAAGUGCUGAAAAACUUGAGCAAGAAGGAAUUCUUGAAUGUGUUGAUGAACGGCCCGCGUGCCAAAUCAGAACUUGUGGAUAAUCUUGUCAAAAAGGAAGAAACCGAGUAUGGGGUUAAAUCUGAGGACGAGUCUGACGACGGAACUGAAUCCAAAACAACGUGGGCUGCGUUAAGGGCUGAUUUUCUGACGGGUAAAAAAUCUGGUUGGGAUAAAGAGGAUAACGAAAACAGUGAAAGCUUUGCUCAGGAACAGAUGGACGGAAGCUCAGAUUCAGAAUAA
Molecule: messenger RNA, 957 nt
Organism: Sabethes cyaneus
Lineage: Eukaryota; Metazoa; Arthropoda; Insecta; Diptera; Culicidae
Product: RRP15-like protein
Exons: 2
Coding region: 73-957 (294 amino acids)
Biological process (GO): maturation of 5.8S rRNA; maturation of LSU-rRNA
Cellular component (GO): preribosome, large subunit precursor
Source: RefSeq, a predicted model, not a curated record